Cinara cedri is the source of this 9718-nucleotide messenger RNA. NCBI's taxonomy places the organism in Eukaryota, Metazoa, Arthropoda, Insecta, Hemiptera, Aphididae. The record is from the annotation of a GenBank genome assembly.
UUUAUAAAACACAUACCUAUAUUACGAAUGUUGCAGUAAGUAUAGUUACAAUAAAACUCUAAUACCGUUCAAAACGUAUAUAAAGUUUUCGAUUUGACAUAGGUAAUAACAUAUUUACUCGAUACGGGAAAAAUUAAAUUAUUUACACGAUGGUAAGUUAAAAAAAUAUUUAGACGUAUUUUUAUUAUUAUUAUAAAGAGAUAUUACCUAUAUACAGGGUUGGAUUGUUUUUUAUAUCAUGAUCCAGCGAUUAUCUACAAAGGUUUUGAAUACAAUUUAUUUUAAUUUAUCAUUAUAGAAAAUUAUUGAAGGAUCUUACAUUUAAAAGAUUUUUAACAUUUUAAACCUUGUUCCGCAUUCAAAAAACACGUAUUAACUUUUGAUUUUCAAAUAACAACCAUUAAUUUUUAAAAAUAAAAUAUUUUUCUAAAAGUGUUGUUAUGUUGAUUUUGAAUAAUGAAUUGGCUAUUUAUGAGUUUUAACAGUUUAAAAUUAAGGCCAGAGGCGUAGGGAAUGUUUAUCAUCUAAAAAUGUAUGUGGAGUUUAUUAUACCUAUUUUUUCUGUCUAGAUUUUAACCUUUCAAAUUCAUAAUCCGUAGGUAGGUAUGAUAUUUGUAUAUCAACAUAUUUGAGAAAACUAUUUAUUUUUUAGAUUCCAAUUUACAAUUAUAGCACUUUUUCUGAAAGGAAAUUUGACUUGGGUAGUACUUUAAGAAGAUCAUUUUUUGAUUUUUUCAGGAGUUUUCACAAUAAAUUGAAAACAACGAAAGAAUUAUAAGAAAAUGUAUUAAUUUCAAAUCAUAAAUUUUACGCCUUUUAAAAUACGUAUAACCAAACUCCUCAGAAUCGUUUUUAGUUAGCAAAGAUGAAUCAUUGAAUACAGGUAUACAUUAAAUCUUACCUCCCCAACUUUUUACCUACAACAGUGGCCCACUUAUCAUGCAAAGUAUGUCCGUCUUUUUUCUGAGUCUGAAUGGAGUUUUAUCAAUUUAAAACGUUAAUAUAUGCUCAUUAAGGUAAAACGAGUAGAGGUAUAAAUUUGAAAAUAGUGCUUUUCAAUCAAUUCCAUAAUAAUGAUUAAAUAGAACAUGAAUCAAAUUUGUUUUGUAUUUUAUGAAAAUAAUCACUGGACCACGAUAAAAAAAAUCAUCCUGUACAAAAUUUACAUAAAUUGUUGUUUUUUUUUUUAUAUAUAUAUAUAUAGUUGAAAGUAAAAUAUACAUUGCCUUAUUCCAUUUGCCGUUUGACCACGUCAUACACGACGCUAAGUAACAUUCGGUGUUUGUCUUCGGUACGAGUGGAAGUAAGAUAGUUUUAAAAUAUUGACAUUAUGUUUUCUAUAGUAGGUAUAGAUAUAUUUUUCAAACCUUGUAUAUUAUGUACUGUUAAUAAUUACAGUUCAUUAGCAUGUGUAUGGUGAUUAUGUAAAAUAUAAACAUUGCAUUUGUGAGAUUUAGGUACACCGUACUACACAUACACGUACACACACAUACACACACACGUCAUGUUCACAUUGAAUUAAACACACCGAAUAAUUUGAAAAUAAAAGAUAUUAAAUGUGUAAUAAACUAUUUAAAUACAUGCAAAUCUAGUAAGUCAUUUAAUGAAACUACGCCACUAAACUAUGUUAUCGAAGAUAUUUAUCAUGUGGAUGAUUAAAUUAUAUCUAAUUUGUAUUAUUAUUAGGUAUUCGUCACGAGCUUACGUUACAACAUUACAAUAGGAUUGAAACGGAAAAAUAAUUAUGUUUUUCAAAUAUUUGUAUCGUAUGAAUCCGGUGUGAUAUUGGUUAUUUAAUUUGUUUUAGUUAUAUUACCACAUAAUAAAUAGGUGUGGGUACGCAUAAUAAUUUUCAGUUUUAUUUUGUUUUUUUGUUUUUUACAGGUUGAAGGUUAUUAUCAAUAUAAAACGGAUAUUGAUUUUUUUAAAUAUUUUCUAAUAUAGUCGUAUUCGUAAAGGUAUUCUAGUCGUCGAGUACAUAUACAUUAUAUUUACUACAUAUACAUAUUCAUAUGCAUAUAUACACAUACAUUAUAUUUAAAGUAAACACUUGUAUGCUAAGAUCGCAAGUUAUUUUAAUAAAUUUUAAAAAACAAUUCUGUUAGUUUAUAUGAUUGAUUUAUGAUUUUAAAAAAUAUUAUCGAUGGUUGAUGUAGAAAAGAGAUGGUAUUAUGAUUUUAUUAUGUGGCUCCCCCCCCGGAUGGAAAAUAAUUUAUUAAAAGGAUGCCAUACCCUGCACAUUUACUGUACAAACGGGUGAUAUAGCAAAUUUACGCUUAGGAGGACAAAUUUUGUGCGCCUUUAUUUUUAACAUGAAAGCAAAUAGACUUAUUACUAAACUUAAAAAUAGGUAAGAAGAUUAUGUCUUAGCGUUGAUUUUUUGUCAAUAUUUUCAAUUUUUUAGCAUGAUAAAUUAUUUUUAAAUUAUGAUAUUUAACAUACUCAUAUCAUAUUUAAAAAUAAAAAUAUCAAAAAAUAGCGCACAUGUCUUCUUACCUUUAAUUUUUGUAAUAGGUCAAUUUGGUUUAAUAUUAAAAUUAACGGUACAAAAUGUGUCUCACCGAACGUAAAUUUGCUAUGCCUCGUGUUUGUAAGACUGAGAUAGUGGAUGUCGGUAUGGCGUCCUCUUAAAUAAACUUUGUGUGGGGUUCCCCUUACCCUUCAUACAGAUAUUUGUAUUACUGUAUUAGAUUUUGAGUGUAAUGAAGAAGCUUUUAAUUUUACUAAGAUGUGUUUUUUUUUUAGGAAAACAUUUUUUCGGUUAUUAAAAUUGCUCCCAUUAAUUUGUUAUACUCUCUAAAAGAUGUAGAUUUUCGCUGAUAGUACUUUAUAUGAAAAAAAAUGUCUAGAUUCCUUCUAUAAAUGUUAUAUUAUACUUCUACCCAAACUUAAUAUAUAUGUAUAUAAAACAGAUUAUAUUACAGGUAAUUUACGUACUGCUUCAAAUAGGUUGAGUAAUGUUACCUGCAGUACAAUAUAAGAUAUUUGAUACAGGAAUAUAGAUUUUCACCCUAUAUAUUAUUACGAUAUACCCCGUGGUUCUUAUAUUUCAUUAUAUAUCUCAUAUUUAUACCAUUUAUCUAAUAUUAUAUAUUAUUGUCUAGUUGUGCUCAGUUUGUAAUUUUUAUUAGCACUGUGAAUUCAAUUUGUAUAGUAUUAGUCGAUGAUUGUUCCCUCUUUUACUACGAGUUGAUAUUUUCAAUUUUUAAUUUAAGUGGUCGAUAGGUGAAAAUAAAAAUAUAAUGCCAGUAAUUGCUAUGUCUUGCGCUGUUUGUAAAUGUCGGUUUACCUACGUAGAUUGUCCAGUGAAAUGUGACGGCUGUUCGAAGCGCGUUCACGGAAAAUGUUCAAAGCUUUCCGCAAAUGAAUUGCACUGCUUUAAUUCAAAAAAUCGAAUUUUAAAGUUUUUUUGCGAUACGUGCGAUUCGUGUAGGUUAGUUACAGAAAUCGGACAACGGGAUAAUAUAGAGGAGUUGGUAAAUAUAUGUUUUAAAUGUUAUAAAUAGUCCAAAGAAAUAAAUUAUUAUUAUUGGCGUGAAUGAGGUCAGUCGGAAUAUUAUUUAUAUGCGUGCGUGCUGCAAUUCGGUCGAUUCCUUUGGCAAAUCAGUACAGAUUUGCGGACGAAAUCCAAGAAAACGCAAAUAGUUUUUUCAAUAAAUAUUUAAACAUUUCGGAAAUAUUAUAUAUUGGUUUUUAUUUAUAAAAAUACAUAUUUUUAUUACCAAUAUAAUAAAUAGUCAUGUGGUUCUUAAAAUGUGACUCAUGCCAUCCCUCACUGAUAGAUUAUACCAACUUAAAAUAUAACCGGUGGAUGGGGAAGCAAGAUAUUUAUUUUCAAGUGCCUAUAUUAUAUUAAUAAUUGUGUUAUUUCUAUUUUCAGUAAAUAACUGUAAAAAAAUGUAUUAUUUUUUCAUUCGAUGUUAGGUUAGGUGGUCCUUGAAUUGUGUAGUACUCGUAGUUUUGAAAAUAUUAGGAUAUCAGCUAUAUAAUAACACGUUAAUAUAAAAACAAUAAUAGUUGGAUAAAUUUGCAAUUGAAUGCAACGUAUAAUAUAUAUUAAUACGUUAUACGCAAAAUGAUAAAGCGCGUAAUCUGUAGGUACAUAUUAUACAUAUACUAUUAUAAAGGAAAAUAUUACGAGUAUUUAUUCAUAAGCGGAACGACUAUUUUUUAUAGUAAUAUAUAGGUAGAUAAUAGAUUAUAUAUACCGAUAUACCUAAUUUUAAAUCUAAUGAAUAAAUCAUUAAGCUAUUAGCAGUUGAGGCAGUAAAUAUAUUUACUGUCGUGACUUCUAAUGAAUAUUUUUACUAUAUAUGGGUCUCGUCCGUAAUUAUCUACUUCUACUGUCUAUAUAGGUACUAUUCUUUACAUUAAUAAUAAUUUGUCUAUUCGACCAGUAAUUUUUAUGUUUAGUUUUUACAUGUUAUGAUAUUUUAUCGUGUUUAGGUGAACACUAUAUAAAUCAGUACGAGUGGGAUAGUAUAAUAUCUUCUCAUUUCCUAUAUAGCAUUGAAAAAUAAAUGAAAUAUUUUCAAUAAUAUUAAUCAAACAAUAAUAAUAAUAAUAUUAAAUAAAUAAUAAUAAGGAGCAGUUAAAUAAUGAGAGGGGGUGAAGGAGAUACAUAUCUCUCUUUCAUAACCUUUUCUCGUUCAGUAUUUAUAAUCAUACAUACAUUUAUUUAAAACAAAUAAAUCUAAAUAAUAAUUAAUAAUUAUUUAAAAUGUUUAAAAUCUCAGCCUCAUUCCCUCCCUCGCUAAAAUAAAAUCAUUUGGCUGCCACUGAUUAUUACAGGAUAAUAUUAUAUGUUAUCGUUAGACCACCACUGAUUAGGAUGUAAUUAUAAUAUAUUAUAUGUAUUGUUUUUUAACAAAACUAUAGUGUGUAAUCGCCAAAACAACUAAAUUAAUUUGUUUAUAGUUUUUUAUGCAGUUAUACCGAAUUGUUUAAAAAUGAUACUGUACAAUUAUGUUUUGUCGAUUGAUUGAUUUACUACAAACGUACAAUUUUAUUUUAUUUUUUGUGUUAAUUUAUUUAAGAAAAAUAUCUACUAUGUAUUUAAAAAUUUCAUUAAGGUAUCUGCGGGUUAAUUAAAUACAAAUAGGUACCAUAACCUAUUUAGGCCAUUUAAAAUACCUACAAAACAAAUUUAAUACCUAUUUGUUUACAGGAAAAUCCGUUUCGCGAAAAUAGCGAUUUACAUAAAAUAAACAAAUUUUCAAAAAACCCUAUGGAUAUUUUUCGCGAAUGGUACAAUGAACAUAUGACAACGAAUGCGUCCGUAACUUCCGCCAAAGCAUUUAGUCUAGCUACUGUUUCUAAGUAAGUCUAUUACAUCAUAAGUGCAAAUAGCACAAAUAUUCAACUCUGUAAUAAAUAGAAUACGUGGGGGAUUUGAAUAUAAGAAAGUUAAAUACUUAACCCCGCUAGUCACUUAAACUAUUGAUUACCUUUCUUUAUAUUAGGUAUCUACCUUUUCUAUGAGGACAAAAAGAUUUUAAAUAGUGUCAUCAUACGAAUAACAUUUAUUUCAAUGUAUACUUCCAAAUUCCAAAUUUUAAAUGAAGUAUAUAAGUUUUCAAAAACCAUACCAUAUCACCCGGAAUACCCAUAUAGUCGUCAACUAAUUCGUAAAUUAUCGAAUAUAGAAUACACACUGCUUGUCAGACGUGUAACUAGGAAUUUCCUAAGGAAGAUGUUUUGAAAAAAUGCAAAAUUGUUUUCAUUAUCACUAUUUAUUAGUUAAACUCUUAAUAAGAGAGCGUGUUCCGAUAUAGCAAAUGAGCAUUCUGCAGGGAUAACUUUGUGCUAUUACCUAUGGUUUUACCUAUUACCUAUAUUGUAAUGAAUUGGGUUAUUAUCAAACUUAAAGAUAACGACAUUAUCUGUAGGUACAACAUUGGUGUUAUUUUGUUUAAAUUUAAAUUUUCAAGCGAACAUUUUCUAUAAGUAUUACUUAUUUAAUUAUGAUAUUUCGCAUGCCUACACGUUACCGAGAUAAUGUUUCUAAUAUUUUAACUAACAGCACAAUAUUAUGACUUCUGAACACGAAUUUGUUAGUUACGCUCUUUUAAGACGGAGACAAUACAUACAAAUAGUGCCUUCUUAAGAAAAUGCACCGAAAUAAAUAAUAAUAUUUUUGUAUCUUUCUUGAUAGAAAAAUGAAAAUUGUUGUCAAUUAUAUUAAUGGCUGUGAUUAACAAAUAACUAUAAAUCACUGUCAUUAUUAGUGAUAUUAAUAAUCAAUCAUCUUUCACAUCAUAAUUUUUUUUUUAUAAUACAUAGAUGACAAUAAAAUUUACAUAGUUAUAUUAAUGGUUGAACGUAAAUGCACUAACUACGGUGCAACGCAUCAUUCCCGAAAUCUGAUCCCUUUAAUAGUAGAUAGCAGUAGUGGAGAAGUAGAAGGCGAAUCACGAAUAUGAAUCAGAAUUAAAGAACUAAUAUCUUGUAUUGUGGAUGAUUUAUAUUAAAUUAAUGUAAAAAGAACACACGCGAAGAUUCAGAUGUUUUUAGAUGUUUUAAACACUGGGUUUACCUAAUGAAUUGAACUCGGGUAGUGUGUACUAUUAGAUAUAUAGAAAAGAUGUGAGAGAGUGCGCAUCCGGUCAAGUGUUUUUUUUUGUAAAUUUCAUUAUCUUUUAUUUAUAUAAUACAGUAAAACGUCCGUUAAUGGUAAUUUUUUUUUUUUUUUGGUCCCGUUAAGUGUUAUGCCUCUAGAAGAAACUUUUAAAGGACGGUCACCUUUAAAAAGCGGUCAUUAUUUUCGGUCCUUUCGAUGACCGUUAUAUGGAAGUUUUACUGUACUGAUACUUAGAAGGAACAGAUUUAAAGGAACUCGUUCCUUUGAUUUUGUUCACUUUUCAGGAAUUUAAUUGAAAAGAAAAAUUAUACAUCAAUAUAAAAAACUGCUCUGUUAUUUUCCACCGAGGAGGUGAAACCUGGGGAAGGUUUCAUCCGGAUACAUUGGUUUUACAUAUAAAUCUACGGGUUCAAUGAAUUAUUCUCCGGGUCAUCGUAACAUUAUUAAUAUUAUAGUAUAAUAUUGUAUAUAGUUUGUCAAUAAGCUAAAAUAUACGUAUCGAUAAAAUACGAUUUAUUGACUAUUGUUAUACAUCAAAUUUACACAUGGUAUCCUUUGCUGAUGAUUUUUUUUCUUUUACUUAUCAGUCUGUCUCCGGGUCUACCAUCUUUAAAAGAUGGCAACCCUAACUAUGCGAUAUCACUGUAUUAGUUUUAAUUUUCUAAAAGCAGGAAACCUCAACAAAUUAGAAAUGACAAUAAUAAUAAUAUUAUAUACCUAUUAUUUCUAGUAAUAAAAUAAAAAUAAAACCAAAAUUAUAUUUAUCUCCCUCAUUGACAGAAACCAUUUUUGAGACUCUAUUAAAAAUCUACUUUCAUCAUAAUUUUCAUGAAAUUUCGGGGGUGAGGUGAACCCCUAACCCCCUCCUCCCUUGUACACCCGCCUGAGAACACUGAACAACACAUAAUAAUUAUAUUUCAUAAUAUUUUAAGAUGCAUAUUAUAUCAAAGUAUUCUUUUUAUGGGAAUAUUUUCAAAAUCAUUAAUCACACUUUCAACAUUGAUAUUACUUACUAACUCUUGUUCUAUAAAUAAAACUAAUAAUGCAUUGAGCCUUUCUUGUGUCAUGAUGGUGCUUUUUAAUUUAGUUUUUACUGUUGACACUUUUGAAAAACUUCUUUCGCAUCCACAACUGGUUACUGGUAUAACCACCAAAUAUAUUACAUUAUUAGAUAGUUAUAAAAUGUUUUGAAGGUAUCAGAUAAUUUAUAUGUGUUUGAGUAUAUUACAAUACGAAGGGGAGGGGAAUCAUAGAUACCUAUAUGAAAUCCUGUUUCAAUUGUUUCAAUUGGCUGUUGGUGGUGCGUACGUUUUGAAGACUUCGAUUUUGGAUGUUAGGUACACGCUAUUAUUUAUUUUUUCUUAUGUCUUAAAAUUAGUAGUCUUACAGUAGCUGUUCUUGUUAUUUCUAAUUUGAACACUGCGUACUAUCUACUCCAAUAAUAUUUUUUGCACUAUUCAAAUACUAUAAGUUUGUAUUAAUAAUUGAUUAUUAUAAAUUAUUGAUUGUGUGAGUUUUCAAUAUUUAUUAUUAUUUAUUUUCGUCAGCACUGGAAAAGUCUCUUGCCGUAGUUUAAUUCUGCGACGUUUAGACGAAGACGGGUUCGUGAUGAUGACCGACGGAAGGAGCAGAAAAUCGAAGGAUUUGGUAAUACUUAUAUUUUAACGAUGGCUUCAAUUUUUUCUUUGUCUACUAUAUUGUAUGAAUCACGUAGCUAAACUGUUACCAGUUCGGAAAUAAAAAUGUAUCUAUAUAUUAUAGUAUAUAUAUAUAUGUAUGUGUAUAAAUAAGCUAUUUAUAUUUACCUACAACAUUUUUAUUUAAACAACGUCACAUUUUAAGAAUGUUGAACACAUGAUAAUAUGUAAAGUAUUUUUUUAGUUUACAAAUUUCCAUGAUUAUUUUUUUAUUUUUUCUGAUUUGUAAACGAGUGGUAUCUAUUUGUGAGCUUAACCCAUAUAUAAUAUUUAUUAUUAUAAAACUAUAUGUUUUAUAAAUAUGAUUAACAUUUCAGAAAUCAUUUUUAAAAACACAUCUAAUAAUUAAUAUGAGUUAGGUACGUGAUAUAGAUUUGUAGACAACAUUUUUAGCAGCAUGGUAUUUGUAAUUAUCAUUUUGUGUUCUGAGUAAUAGAAAAAAAAGAAAAAAUUUCGCUCAAUUCAGGUUUUUAAAGAUUUCCGGUUCGAGCAACCCGAAUUUUUUAUUUUAGUUUAAUUUUCUCAUUUGCAUCUUACACGAUUACAUUUUAAAUUGAUUAAUUAUUUAUAUUAUGUGCACGAUGUAGUACUCAGCGUUAAUUUAAACAAAAUGUUAAAUAAUAAACGCGGGUUUUCAAAAAAAUAUCAGGUUUAUGUAUUUUAUUAAUUAUGAGUGGGUUUAUGUACAUAAUAUGUAGGCAGGCAAUCCUCAGGCCUCCAUGGUGUUCUUAUGGUUGGACAAAGCGGCAGAUGGCUUGCCGCAGACCAGACAGGUACGUAUCGAAGGAUCCGUGAAAAUGUUGAACGCUGAUAACAUGAAAGAAUUAUACGACAUCGAACCGCUGUUUUGUAAGAUCCGCGCUCAGAUCUGCGAACAAGGAAAAGUGGUCGAGUGGGAGCAAUUGAAACGCGAUCACGAUCAGUUAUUUAACAAAGUUAUCAAUAACGAUAUUCAGCUGCCCAGACCCGACCAUAUGUGAGUGUAUUAUUAUAUUUUAUACAGAAUGUAUAGUAUAUACCUUGAAUAAGUACCGAUUAAUUGAGAUUAUAAGUACUACUAAUUUUUUCUUAAGUGUACUGUAUACAUAAUAAUGUAUGCACUCGAUAUUGUAACAAAUCAAAUAAUGAAAAUUAACAAUUAUAGAAAAUCCACAAUAAACAAUUACAUAUAACAUUAUAUUCUAAUCAAUUUAAUUUCAUUAUACUAAUUUACAGAGUCGCUUACAAACUUGUCCCGAACGUGAUUGAAUUUUAUGAAGCGAUAGGACAAAAAAUCGGGGACAGACUAUUGUUUGUCAGAGACGGAAUUUUAUGGCAACAUAAUAAUAUAGCAGCAUAAUAAUAAUGAGUUAAUUAUAAAUUAUAGUAUAUAAAACUAUUUUAAAAAAUUAUACAUGAGUGAAUUAUGCACCAAAGUUUGCUUAAUUUUGUAACACUGAAU